This is a messenger RNA of Colletotrichum lupini, 2232 nucleotides long. RefSeq lists its product as uncharacterized. The record is from RefSeq and is a predicted model, not a curated record. NCBI's taxonomy places the organism in Eukaryota, Fungi, Ascomycota, Sordariomycetes, Glomerellales, Glomerellaceae. Gene Ontology annotation, biological process: dUDP biosynthetic process; dTTP biosynthetic process; dTDP biosynthetic process. Gene Ontology annotation, cellular component: cytosol; nucleus; cytoplasm. Gene Ontology annotation, molecular function: ATP binding; dTMP kinase activity. The coding region runs from base 1 to 2232 and encodes 743 amino acids. The transcript has 5 exons.
AUGGCGUCCAUUUCACGUCAACCUUUUGCGCCCCUCGACGGCACCCGACUGCAGAAUCUGACGAGCAUUAAGAAUAGACAGAAUGCUGCUCCAUCAGCUACUGGCGGUAAGCGCAAAGCUUCAGAGAGCGUAGAAACCGACGAUUGCGAAAAUGUCGACCCGUUUGCUUUCUCCAAGCGAUCUAAGAGCUCCGAAACCUUCUACCCGUCAAAGGAUGUCCUUAAGCCCUCGUCUUUCGUCCUAACCAAGGCCGCGCCUCUCGCUGCCAGCCCUAUGUUGAACUCCUCAAGGCCUACCCUACCUCGCCCUCGCAGUUUACUCCAGCCCAAAUCGCCCUCAGCUAAGAUCAAUACGGCUAUCGCCAAGUCCUCCCCACUCUCAGCUCCCGCUGGUCGUUCGCCAACUCGCGGCAAGAGAUCCGGCAUCCUUUCAAACCGUCGUAGAACCGCUGGCCCCUACACGCGCGUAGAUCCGCCUGCCUUCAACCUCCCUUCAUCCUCUUCGGCACCAUUCAGCCUCGAUGCUGCUCUCAAGGGGACUAUCCCGAGCUAUGCUGCCCGUUCUACUGUUGCCACAUCCUCGCGGAAUGCCGUGAAGGACCUUGUUGACGAGCCUGAUUUGAAGGCAUCUUGGUUCUUUGAUAUCCAUGAGGAUACGCCAGAGCAGGAAAUGACCAACAUGCUCCAGCACGGCACAUGUGUCCUCGACAUAAGCUCUGAUGAGGAGAGUGAACGCAAAGCCAGCAGGGACCGCGCAGAGGGUCGUGACAAGGAAAAUGUGCCGCCUGUCGAUGAUGUGAGCCAGACAUCUGCACGUCGCUCUGCUCGUCGUACUAGCGAGGACGAGAUGAUCUUUGAAAAGGAGAGGAUAGCUCUGGGCGAGAUGGAUGCCAGCGAGUUUUAUGCGUUUGGCUGCGACGAGUCAUCGAUCAUUAUUGUCCCCGCCGACGAAGAGGAAGAGGAGGAGAGCGAGGUGGCCCCUCAAGCCGCAGUGCCCGAACUCAAAGAGCCUGUCCCGGAACUCAUAGCAGCCCCGCUCGAGGUUCCCUUGGAACAAAAAGGUGUAGACGAUCUCAUGGGCAAAUCUACAGAGACAGCGGCCAAGGCUGCGCUCUUGGAGCCUAUGGAGGGCACCGCCCAUUUACGAAAGACACUGCCAUCCAUCGUCACAUCAUCCCUCGCAUCAUCCGGGUGCUUCAAGAUGGGCAAUCUGGUGUCGUUGGUCCGCGAUGUGCUCCCACGUGACAGCCGCUCACCUCACCCUAGGUACCCGGUCGCUCCAACGCCCGUAUUCCGGGGCUCCACUCGGCCCGCAUGUGUCCACUUCAUUACACCUUCGCACCCAGAACCGCACCACUCGGCGACACUCGCAUCUCACACCAUCGCAGUGUCCCGCACUCAUAUCCGCUCAUUGGACCAUAGAAGUUGCGAUUGGAGCACCGGGAUUCACUGUGAAGCGGAAUAUCGAGACUCAAUGGCAUCGAUCAAUGACCUUGCCACGGCGGCCAUAGCGACGUCGGCCGCAACCGGCGGACAGGCCGGUGAUACUCUCCCCGUCACCACACCGCCGGCGGGUGUCGUCCGCGGGACUUUCAUCGCAUUUGAAGGUCUUGAUCGGAGUGGCAAGACCACGCAGGUGAAGCUGCUUGAACAGCGGUUGAUUGAAGAGGGGAAGAAGGUCAAGGUUAUGAGGUUUCCGGAUAGAACAACGCCUAUUGGUCAAAUGAUUGAUGCCUAUCUCAAGAGCUCAGUCGAGAUGGAAGACCACGUCAUCCACCUUCUCUUUAGCGCAAACAGAUGGGAAGCAGUGUAUUACCACUCGGGCAUCGUCUACUCCGCCGCGAAACAGAACCCCACCCUGAACCUUCACUGGGCGCGUCAACCGGAAAUCGGCCUCCCCCGACCGGACCUCGUCCUGUUCCUCGACCUCGAGGAGGCCGUCGCCCGGGAGCGCGGGGGCUGGGGCGGCGAAGUGUACGAAAAGGCCGAGUUCCAGAAGCGGGUGCGCGAGCUGUUUUGGGGCCUGAGCCUGGGGUGCGUUGGGCCUGAUGGUGGGCUGGGCGAGGAGGGCAGGGUCGAUCGGGAGUUUCGGCAAGAGGAGGAGGAUUUGGUUGUGGUCGAUGCUGGGGGUACGCUUGAGGAUGUUGCCGAGGAGAUUUGGAGGAAGAUUGGGCCAAGAGUGGAGGCGGUUGAGAAGGGGGAAGCUGGGAGCACGGUGAGGGUUGUGUCGUGA